Messenger RNA from Austrofundulus limnaeus, 2317 nucleotides. Its product is annotated as tripartite motif-containing protein 66. The transcript is spliced from 8 exons. The record is from RefSeq and is a predicted model, not a curated record. Gene Ontology annotation, cellular component: chromatin. Gene Ontology annotation, molecular function: protein binding. Bases 552 to 2093 code for a protein of 513 amino acids. Lineage: Eukaryota; Metazoa; Chordata; Actinopteri; Cyprinodontiformes; Rivulidae.
UCUGGACUCUAUAGCAGCAUCUGAUACAUAUCUGGUGGAAACGCUUGCUUGUUGUGAUGUUUGGUGAACUGUAAUGUCAAGGGGGCUGAAGCUGAACGAGCUCUCUACCAAUCAGAUCACUUCUGUCCCCCCUUGACACUGGACACAUGGAACAGCGCCAUCCCUCUCCUCCUCAGUUCACACUCACCUGAAGACACGUUCACCUGCAUUUCUGAAGCUGACUUCUGGAUUUUAGAUCGUUUUCGUUCCCGUUCAGGUGACGUACUGCCGUGAUUUGGUUCUGUUCUUAUGAGAUGCUAGUAAUUUGUUAGUGUACAGGAUUCUUUGUGACGUUAUCUCUAAUUUUUGAUCAGAAUAUCAAUUACACGUAUCAUAAAUGUUCACUGGGGGGAGGUUCCUGCUGUGUCUUUGGUGGGUUUUUCUGUUUGUCUUGAUUGAGCAGAUUUGCUGGUAAACACAGCACACAGAGGAUUUCAAAACAACAGCUUCUCCUGUAUUUUCUCUGCUGUUCUUUUUUUUCUUUUAACCUCCAGAGGCCUGAUCUCCAGGCAAUGGCAGGAUCGACUCACAGAUGCCAUGGUAACUUUCCACAAAGACGAGCUGCCCAGGUUCCACAGGGACUCGGGUGCAGAGUGCAGCUGGCUCAGGAGGAGGCCGUGUCACCAGAGACGGGUCAGAGUCUGGCAGCCGCAGCAGAGGAGGCGGCCCCCGCUGCAGGACACAUCUCUGGGUCUGGAUUCUGUGAGCUGGGGAAAGAGCCAAGCCGGUCUUGCAACAGAAAAUCUGGAUCAACCUCUUCAUCAUCUGGGAAAGUGGACAGUCUCCCUGAAGAAAGUGUCAAAUCUUUACUGAGCAGAAUGAGUGUUCACCCAGAGGCCCGGAGGAUUCUGGGUGAUUCUUUCGUUGCUGUGGUCAGUCUGGAGCGUCUGAACUUCCAGGCUGUGUCCUUAUCUUGUUUACAGCCUGUAGUGUCUCUGGUGCGACUGCCCUGCCAAAAACAACAGGACGUGUCUUUGAACUGUCCUCAACAGAUUGGAUUCAGUCCGAUUGAGGACGAUAUGUUGGAGAUAAAAGAAGAAGGAACACCCACGUUCUGGACCAAGCCGUUCUGUCCUGAAGGCUCUUUGUUUGACGAACCAGAACAAGACUCAGGCUUUGACUGUGACUCUAACCCCGAUCAGCCAUACAUCCUGUUUGACUCUGGAUCAGACGACGAGAAAGGUGAUCCGGAAACCUUUUACCUGGAUCCAGACCCAGAGCAGGCUGUGGUGAUGGAGCUGGAUCUGGACACCGAAGUAGGUCAGGACCGUCGUCUGAAGCUGGAGGAUGAGUCCGACCCUCAGUGUGAGGCGGCGGCGGCGGCUAUUUUGGAGCGGGGCGAAGAGCGGACGUCGGAUCUUUGCUGCUCAGUCAAACGGGAACCUGAAGAUGUGAAAUCUGAAGAGAUGGAGAGUGAAGAUUUUUGUGCCGUUUGUCUGAACGGAGGAGAUCUGCUCUGCUGCGACCGCUGCCCAAAAGUCUUCCACCUGUCCUGUCAUAUACCUCGUCUCAUCUGCUUCCCUUUAGGUGACUGGAUGUGUACCAUAUGUAGAUCAGACCAGGAACCUGCUCAAGCCUACGACUGUGAGAACAUGCACCCCUGUGGGACGGUCAAAGUACCAUACACUCUGUCCGACCUGGACCAGAGGAGGUGUGAGAAGUUGACUCUGCUGUUGUACUGUCACACACUCAGCGCUCCGUUUCAUGAACCUGUCAGCCCUCUGGCCCGAAACUACUAUCAGAUCAUCAAGAGGCCCAUUGACUUGUCAGUUAUUCAACGGAAACUGAACAAGAGCAACACUCUUCAUUACUUCACAGCAGAGCAGUUUGUGGACGACAUCUUGCUGAUGUUCAGAAACUGUGCUACGUUUAACUAUCCAGACUCAGAGGUGGCCCAGGCAGGUCGAAACCUGGAGGUGUUUUUCUUGAGCAAACUGAAGGAGAUUUUUCCUGACCGGACCUUCCCGACAGCCAGUCAGGACAGAACGAACAGAGCUCGGCUCCGGUGGUUCAACAGGAAGAGGAAGCAUGUCUUUGGUGGAAAAAAAUAUUAACUUUUAUCUACACACCAUUACUCUUGAUAGGUGUCUCAAUUAUAGAAAACUAGUUUUAUUUCCUUUUUACUGAUAAAAAUACAUGUUGGAAAACUUGACAUAUUUAAGAUAUUGUUGCACAACAUUAGAUUAUUUUUAUGCCUGAAGAGACAGACACUUUGAACAAAAACAAAUUGUUUAUGAUUUAAUAAAAAGUGUACAGUGUCUAUAUAUUUUUUUCUCCA